ACGCAGAAUACAUGACCACUUCCAAUCCAUUGAGCCCAAUCCGUGCAAAGGUUCUGACCGCGGCGAUUGCGGCAGCUGUUAAGUGAUGGCGCAUUGACCCACUCCCCCCACCUGUGGCUGUGGGUUGUUGACUUUUGCAGGGAGAUACACGGAGCAGCAGCGCGGCGCGCAGAGCCGUGUGAGUGUGCGCGUAAAGGAAAACCGGCCUGUGUGCGCUCCGGAGCUCCCCGAUCUCAGGAGGCGCCCACCCACCCACUGCUGUCACUCCUAGGUUUUUACUCAAAACUCGUAUUUGGAGCUGAAAGAGGGAUGUGGAGCUGAUUACUCUGUCUUCAACCCGGUGUGAUCCCCGCAGGAAGAAGAGAUGAGCGGCGACACAGACUGGCUGGAGGGCGACUGCGCCCCGGAGGAGGCCCGGUCCGCCCCCCAGUGGUCGGAGGAGCGCUGCGAGGAGCUGUGGGAGCGCGUGGAGGGAGUGCGGCACAAGAUCACACGCAUCCUCAACCCGGCCAAGCUCACGCCGUACCUGCGGCAGUGCAAGGUCAUCGACGAGGAGGACGAGGACGAGGUGCUCAACUCCACGCAGUAUCCGCUGCGCAUCAGCAAAGCCGGUCGUUUGCUGGACAUCCUGCGCGCUCAGGGCCAGAGGGGCCUCCAGGCCUUCAUGGAGUCGCUGGAGUUUUACCACCCGGAGCAGUACACCCAGCUGACAGGAAAAAAACCCACUCACCGAUGCUCCCUCAUACUCGAUGAGGAAGGUCCAGAGGGUCUGACUCAGUUCCUGCUGCUGGAGGUUCGCAAACUGAGGGAGCAGCUCCGAAACAGCCGCAUGUGCGAGCGCCGGCUGUCGCAGCGCUGUCGCAUGGCGGAGGAGGAGCGCAGCCGGGCCGAGCACAAGGCGCAGGAGCUGCGGCACGACAAGCUGCUGCUGGAAAGGCUGCGUCAGGACUGGGAGACGGCCAGUCGGGAGCUGGGUAAGCUGAAGGACCGACACCUGGAGCAGGCAGUGAAGUACUCCAGGGCCCUGGAGGAGCAGGGCCAGGCCUCCAGCAGAGAGAGGGAGCUGCUGAGGCAGGUGCAGGAGCUGAAGUCCAGACUGACUGAGGCAGAUAAAAGGACAGAAAACGCGGGCGGCCCAGAGAUCAACACAACAAACGGCGCCCUCUCCAACGGGAUCAAUGGCUCCGCACCAGAACGACAGGAGGAGCCGCCGCACCUCACUGAUGCUCAGAAAGCAGAGAGAAAGGCAAAGAAGUCCGAUCCCUCCACUGGAGUCAUCGCCCUGAUGGAUAUCUUGCAGCAGGACCGCAGGGAGGCUGCAGAGCAGAGACAGGAGCUGUGUGAGAUCAUCACCAGACUCCAGGGAGAGCUGCAGGCCACCGAGGAGAACCGGGCCAAGCUGGAGGAUCAGUGCGAGCAGCUGCAGCUGAAGGUGAGGACUCUCCAGCUGGACUGGGAGACGGAGCAGAAGAGAAGUCUGUCCUACUUCAACCAAACCAUGGAACUGGAGAAGGAGAGAGACCAGGCUCUGCGCAGCCGAGACAGCCUGCAGCUGGAGUACACCGACUGCCUGCUGGAUAAGAACCGGCUGCGCAAACACAUCGCAGAGCUGCAGGCCAACCUGGAGCAGCAGCAGAGAGAGCUGGAGAGGGAGCGAGAGCGCUGCCGCGAGCAGAUGCAGCAGAGUCCCUGUCUGAACUGCUCCCACUUGUCCCUGUGCAGCGAGGACCAGUGCUUCGGCCCCUGCUGCUCCCUGGACCUGGAUCUAAGCCUGCAGCCUGUUCUGAGGAAGACGCCCCCUAGAGGCCAAAACAACGAGAACUCUGAGGGUUCAAUCUACAACUCAGAGGAGAACCUGCUGUCUUCAUCUAAAGAUAGCGAGAAGGAGAUAAACCGCCUGUCCACGUUCCCCUUCCCUCCGUGUGUGAACUCCAUCAACAGGCGCUUUCACACGGAGUUUGAUGUGGAGUCUUGGGGCAGCGACGAGAACGAUAAUAUUCCAGGGGAACAGACUGAACCGUCUCUGUGGGAUUCCUGGACCUCUUUGCACUCCCAUCUCUUCCCCCCAGAUUUGGUCAACCUGCCCCCAGUUCCUUCUGGCACCUCCAGCCCCAAUGUUCCCAGGAAGCCACCUUCACCCUGCUCUCCACCUUCAAGCCCCUCCACCUCGCCGAAGCUCGGAAGAGCCAGCCUGGCCGACGACAUCACCAUAGUUGGAGGAAAUCGGACCGGGAUCUUCGUGAGCCAUGUGAAGGCCGGCUCUCCUGCCGAGCAGUGUGGGCUGAAGGAGGGCUGCGAGCUGCUGGAGCUGGACCGGGUUCUGUUUGGCGGGGCGAGUGUGCAGCUGACUCAGUGCACCGCUGAGGUGGCCCACUUCUCCCUGCAGUGUUGGACUGAGCCCUCAUCGCUCAAACACCAGAGCAACCCGGAGGGCUACUCCAAGCUCCGCUCAGAGCUUUCCUCACCGUCCUUUGCGGGCGCCGACUCUUUCUAUGCUCGGGUCAACCUCAACAUGGAGCCUCAUGGCGAUCCCCCGACUUUGGCCGUGUCUUGCGAUGACAUCAUACAUGUCACAGACACGAGGCACAACGGGAGGUACCAGUGGCGCUGCUCGCUGGUGAACCGGGAAACGGCCGUACCCCUGCAGACGGGAACCAUGCCCAACUACAACAGGGCACAACAGUUGUUGCUCAUAAGGUUACGAAAAAUGUCAGUGGAGCAGAAGGACUUCAAGAAGAAGAUGUUUGUAAAGAAAACAUCUGACCGAGUCCGACUGGUCAAGGCGGUGGAUCCCACCUGUCGGGGUUCUGCUUCCUCCAAGCAAAUUUUUUACACUCUCAGCAAACGUCAUGAGGACCACUUGAUCCCGUACAGUCUGGUGAAGCCGGUGAAGGUCCAGACGAAGCGGCCAGUCAUCUUCUCGCCCUCGCUUCUGUCCCGCAGGCUGAUCGAGAGGCUGCUGCAGCCGGCGGAGUCCGGUUUGAAUUUUAACACCUGCCCACCUGAGCCCAUUCAAGCGUCGGAACAAAAGGACAAAAGGAUAUUUCUGCUGGAUUCCUGCAGUCCAGAGCAGGCUCUGGGAAUACGGCUGGAAUCAAUACAGGAUGUGAUCAGUCAGGGCAGGCAUUGUCUGCUAGAGCUGGGGCUGCCCAGCGUCGAGGCUCUGCUGAGGCAGGGGAUUUACCCCAUUGUCAUCCACAUUCGCCCCAAAAACAAAAAGCACAAGAAGCUAAGGAAGCUUUUCCCGAGGUGCGGCGAGGACAGCAUAAUGGAGGAAGUAUGCCAGGCCGAGGAGCUGCAGCUGGAAACGCUGCCGCUGCUUUACUACACCGUGGAGCCGAGCACCUGGAGCUGCACCGAGGAGCUGCUGGAGGCCCUGCGCAACGCCGUCCACAGGCAGCAGGGGGCGGUAGCAUGGGUGGAACUUGACAGGCUGCAGUAGAAGAAGAUGGACGUGCGCACACUGU
This is a messenger RNA of Poecilia latipinna (sailfin molly), 3467 nucleotides long. RefSeq names its product caspase recruitment domain-containing protein 10. Gene Ontology annotation, molecular function: CARD domain binding. The record is from RefSeq and is a predicted model, not a curated record. Lineage: Eukaryota; Metazoa; Chordata; Actinopteri; Cyprinodontiformes; Poeciliidae. Gene Ontology annotation, cellular component: cytoplasm. Gene Ontology annotation, biological process: regulation of apoptotic process. The coding region runs from base 365 to 3442 and encodes 1025 amino acids. The transcript is spliced from 24 exons.